AUGUAUCUUGGUGAUAAAAUUAAUUUUUAUUGUCCAAUUAUUAUUAUUGCUAUUGGAACUAUUGGAUGUUUCUGUAAUUUUUUCACAUUUACUUCUCCUAAAUUAAGAAAAACUUCAUGUACACUUUAUUUUCUUGGUGGAGCUGUAUUUGAUCUUCUCACACUUGAUUUUGGGGCAUUGACACGAUUUCUUAAUGAUCAUUUUGAAUAUGAUGUACGGAUUCAAUCACGAGUUUAUUGCAAAUUACGAUCCUAUAUUGUUAAUGUUUCACCUGCAAUUGCUACAUGUUUUAUUGUUUUAGCAGCAAUGGAUCGUUUUAUGUCAACUUCACAAAAACAGAUUUAUCGCUCAUUUGCUACAAUAAAAUGUGCCAAAUGGAUAGCUAGUUUUUGUUUGAUCAUUUGCAUUUUAUCAUAUAUACAUUAUAUAAUUUUUGCUGACUUCAGCUUUAUAUGUAGUUUACCAAAAGGUGUAUAUGGUAUCUUUACAAUAGUAUUUAGUAUAGUAUGGACAUUAUUUAUUCCACAUCUUCUUAUGCUUUGCUUUGGUUUUGGUACACAAUAUCAUAUUCGCUCAACACGACACCGAGUUCUCCCUAUCAAUAAUCAACAAAGACGAUUGCGACGUCUAGAAACACAAUUUAUUAAAGUGAGUUGA
This is a messenger RNA of Rotaria sordida, 657 nucleotides long. NCBI's taxonomy places the organism in Eukaryota, Metazoa, Rotifera, Eurotatoria, Philodinida, Philodinidae. The record is from the annotation of a GenBank genome assembly.